UAACGGCACGGCUGGGCUUUAAAGUAGCACAUGUAUCUUAAUAGGACGCCGGAGAGGAGAAGAAAGAUCCGAUUGCAGGUUCACUCUCACCAAACGCUAAGGAAAGAGUAAUACUGUGCAUACGAGAAACAACGCUUUGAAUUCCACCAGCUGCGAUGAACCAACCCGAUCUCCAGAACGAAUCCAAAACCAGCAUUUUUCGAACCUUAUGGUGUAAACCCAACAAAGUCGCCACUUUAGACCUCGUCCACCUCUUUGGUGACUGUAUCCAAGCGGCUUCAUCCAGGACUAAGGACUAUUUGCUCUUCAAGGACCCAGAAAGCAAGUUCCACCCGAGUCCUUCAACACUCAGCGAGAUCUUUCUGAUGACGUACAUCCAACGCAGCAGCCAGUUAAAUCUCACUAACAUCUUCAACUGCACGGCCAUGACACCGGAACAGAGGAUCUUACUGGGAGCCUAUUGGGUUUGGGCUGUGCUCGAUCAUCCAAGCAAGAACCCCAGAAUUCAGAUCGCAGUUCAGGUUUUUCAUCUGCAGGAGAGAGAGGAGGAGAACUUGGAGGAACUGUCCUUAGAUGUCUACAGCGAGAUCAUGCACAUGGCCGGGAUGGAAGUGGUAAAUGGGACCCAAGCCGAGAGGAUGGUGGGAUUCUGUUCUUCCAUUGGUCGAGAUUGUUACGCUCUGUUCCUCUUUUUUGGACGGAAAAAUGAUGAAGGGAAUAUUUAUGGGUUGUUAAGUAACAACCUGCAAGCCGCUGUUGGGAAGUGUGUACGAAUCGACCAAACUUUUAUUGAGCACUUUUUUAAAGGGGCUAAGUGCUUUGUGACUCCUAGUGGGAUGUUGCAAGCGUUGGUUGGUAAAGAAGGCGAUGAUCCUCUCACCAUGCUUGUUAAAUUUACCUAACAAGUUGCUUUUGAGUUUAAUACCAUUUUGUUGGGUUAUUCUGAUGGGCAGCUCAUCUCUUGGAUACGUUUCUAAGCAAUACUAAACUGUUGACUUGAUGUCAUUAAAAAGUGCUUAUAAUAUGCAGAAAUAAAUAACAUUUUUGCUUUG
Molecule: messenger RNA, 1052 nt
Organism: Triplophysa rosa
Lineage: Eukaryota; Metazoa; Chordata; Actinopteri; Cypriniformes; Nemacheilidae
Gene: rep15
Product: RAB15 effector protein
Exons: 2
Coding region: 156-902 (248 amino acids)
Biological process (GO): receptor recycling
Source: RefSeq, a predicted model, not a curated record